ACUAUUGAAACGUUUUUCGAAAAAUGAAUUCUCGUAAUACUUCGAACUUCUAAAUAAUUAUAAAAUAAUACAACAUGUAUAUUCAAUUUACUAAAAGCUAAUAUUAUAAUAAUUUACCAAUAACUAUAACCUUUUUUUUGAAAUAAUUGUUUAAUAUUGUAUCAUUAUUGGUCAUUUAUUUGGAAUACAUAUUAUUUAUCAAAACUAUUUCAAAAAUGAAUGAAGGUGACUUAAGGUAAUUUAACAAACAAUGCCAUUAUUACAACAAAAAACUAAAAUUAAUAAAAAAUGUCUACUAGUUAUACUAAAGCUGCACUACCGUCUAAUAUUGGUUGUUUUCACAUGGGCGUUAUUUUUAUUGUUAUUAUUUAUACUUAUUGUUGCACGCGUAAUGCAAUUUCUAAUGCUUUAUUUCGUAAUCGCUUCCUGCUGUCAACUUUCAAAACUUUUGUGAUUAAUAAUACGAUACCCGUUGAAAAGCUAAAAUCGUUUCACCCUUAUUUUUUUAACGAGCAAAAGAAAAGCUAGUGCCAGUAUGACUUUGCCAGUUAUGAAAUCACGUUUGUAGUCUUCAGUGCCACCCUUAAUAUAUUUCAAACGCUCGUGCGCGCACAAACAUCCAUUAUAUAAAUACCGUUACAUCAAAGGAUUUUAUCUGUUCGUUUAAUCGCCCUUGUUUAUUAUAUCGUCAUAAUAUUUUGCCUUAAUCGCCCGCCCGCCCGAACCAAAAGAAAACAAUCAAUGACACGGGAAAACGUUAUGAUUUAAUGUCCCGUCGAAAUAUGCAUAAGUCAUGCGAUCCGUAACUCCGCCUAUAGGGUUUACUGUCGUGUGUCAUGGAAUCGCAAGGGUCACGUGACGAGAGCGAUUUGUCUCCGUAUCUGUCGGCGAGAUCACGGUUACCCCUUUGCCUACCCGAAGACGCCGCCGUGGAGAUGGCACUGGCACCUGAAUCCCCUGUAAUCGAACAGCAGUCUCAAAAGACGCUCGUCGUCGAAGUGGUGUCUCUGAGGCCGAUCGAAAAGUUCCGCAGGGCCGUUGCCAAAAUGCCUAGGUUCUCCAAAAAGGAAAGCUCGACGCCGUCAAAAUCCAGAGGCGUCCCAAAGGCGAUGGGCACCGACGGCGGUAUAGUGCGAUUGGACGUAGGUCGGGCGAGCUUGAGGUUGCCGUCGUCGAGUCGCGCAGCACCCAAGUCCGAACCGAUGGACUUGGCGAGGGAGAACCAGGCUUUGCACGAGCGCCUGCGGGAAGAGUCGGCCCGGUACGAUAGACGUUUAGAUACGUACAAAUUGGCUCAGCAAAGACAAGCCGUGCUCGUUAGCAGACUCCAGUCAAAGGUAAUGCAGUACAGAGAAAGGUGUGCCGAGCUGGAGAGAGAAAUGCGCAACAGCGUACCGGCCAUCGACAAUGUCAGGAGCUAUCGCGAUUCGGUAAGGGACUACCAGUCGAUGGAUUUGGACUCUGCUCUACGCGCUCUAGAGCAAGAAAGAUCAAAGUCUGAGAAAAUCAUGGAAUUGAACUCUACGUUGAGGGAGCAAUUAGACGACGCUCAAGCAAAUAACGAAACUCUAACGGCGGAUUUGCAGAAACUGACGAGCGACUGGGAAAAAAUGAGGGAUGAAAUGAAUGCUAAAGAAGACGAAUGGAAAGAAGAAGAAAAAAUGUUUAAUGAUUAUUGUUCCCUAGAACACGGGCGAAUGGCUAACCUCUGGCAGGAUGUCGCUCAGGUCAAACGCAUGUUUACCGAUAUGAAAUCAUCAACUCAACAGGAUCUUAACAAAAUUCGAGGUGAAUUAUCUCUAGCAUCAAACGAUAUGGUUAACACUUGUAAUGGACUUGUGAAUGCCGUUAAACGGUCAACAUUCGCCGAAGAAAAACAAUAUGAGAAAGUUGUAAAGGAAAAUACGACAUUACAAAACAAAUUAGAAAGGUUGCAAAACGACUACGACACUAUAAGCUCGCAAUUGCGUCAAAAAGAAAUGCAACUCGAAGACCUCAAGACAAACUUUUCAGAAAUCGAAGAAAAAUAUAAUGACGCCAACAAGAAUGAAGUCGACGCUAAUCAUUUACGCGUUGAUAUUGAGGUGUUAAUGAACGGAAUGCAAGAAAUAGUCAGAGUCUUGCAACAAGAUAAAGAUAUCCUUGGUGAUUAUAUUAGACCUCCACCUCCGCCACAUCUUCAUCUUAGUUCUGGAAUUAUUAAAGCCGAACCAAAGAUUAAACCAAUUUCAGCAACCAGCAGUUUUGUCGAUAGCACUCUAUCGGCUGUCCAAACUAUUAUUUAUAGGUAUCAGACAAAUAUUCAUGAGUUGCAAGUACAACUGUCAUCAUGCGUGGACAAAAUGUCAGAAACAAAAAAACAUUGUGAACAACUAGAAGUGUUAGAAAAAGACUUACAAGUCAAAAUUGAAGAUCUCAGUAAAGAACUAGAUGAGUGUCGUUCAGUCAAUACUAGAUUAGGUCACGAACGUGAUGCAUUAGCUGAAACAAUUGAAAGACUUCGAAACGAAGCUCAAGCAUUACAACAAAACCGAAUGCAUGUUAGCACUGUGGUUGAAAAUAUGAAUUCAGAUUAUGAUAAAGUACAAAAAACCAACACUAAACUUCAAAAAUUAAAUGAUACAUUAGAAGAUGAAAAAAUGUUCCAACAGGGAGAAAUUGAUAGACUAUUAAAAGAAAUUGACAUAAGAAUUUUGUCAGAAAAUGAAAAUCAAGAUAGGUGUAGUUGCUUAAAAGAAGAGUUAAUUAGUGUAAAAGAAGAAUUAAAUCAAGUGUAUCUGGACAAAGACCUUUUGGAACAGCGGUGUCUCGAAUUUGAACUGUUACAAGCAAAAAUGGAAAAAAUUAAAGGAGAUCUUGAAUCUGAACUGGAAAAAACUGCUUUGGAUCGAACCGAUUGUCAAGAAUCAUUAGCAAAGGCCGAAUCACUUCUACUAGAUGGGACAACAGAAAAAAAAACAUUACAAAAAGAACAGGAAAAAUUAUUAGAAGAUAAGAAAAAGCUUCAGGAUCAAGUAGAUGACUUGUCUGGGGAUUUAGUAGCGCUAAGGAAAGAAUUGUUGCAAAUGGAGCAAGACAAACAGGACUUAGAAACAGAACGAUCAAUUUCUACAGAAAAAUGGAAAACAUUGUUGUUAGAAAAAGAAAAAUUGGAAAAUGAAUUGGAAGACAUAUUAAAGGAUAGAUCACACUUAGAAGACCAAUUGCUAAAUGAGAAACAUAAGAGAAAAUCACUUAAUGAAGAGCUGAUAAGGUUGAAUCAAAAACUUGACCAUACAAUGGAUAAUAAUACUAGAAUAAAUAACCAAUUUCAGAAUGUUAUCAAAGAAAACGAAGAUAAACAGAUUGCACUUGAUGGAUGCUUAAAACAACUGGAUAGUUUAGAAAGAAAGCUCUUUACGCUUAAUGGAGAAAAAGAGAAUCUCGAAGCCAUGUUAUUUGAUGUUCAAAAUAACUUAGAAAUAUCAGAAAAUCGGUGCAAGCAAGUAGAACGAGAGAAGCAAGAACUAUUAAUAAAACAAGAAUCAAUGAGGGGUGAAAUAUAUCGUUUGUGUAAGGAUAUUGAAAAUUGUGAGCAUGCAGCAAACAAUACUAAAGCUGAACUUCUACUUCAGUCUAGGACUCUGGAAACAGAGUUCCAGCAGACUGUUGAUGGGAUGAAGAAACAGGCUGAAGACAAUAUUCAAAAAUUGUCUAACGAGAAAGAAGCUCUUAAAGUAAACUACGAAAGAAAAAUGCAAGAUGAAUUAAAUCGGCUAGGAAAAAACAAAGAUAGUGAGAUAGAAAAAUUGAAACAAAAAUUAGAUGUACUGCAGAAGAAUAUUGAUACAAUAACACAGCAACACGAUGAAGCACUAUUAAGGGCUGAAAAUGAAAAACAACAAACUCUGCUACUUGUUCACCGUGACCAAAAAGCAAUUGUUAGUAAACUAGAAUGUGUCAAGAAAGAGUUAGAAGGUGAAAAAGAAAGCUAUGAACGUUUGUUGAGAGAAACUCGUGGCAAACUAGAAAAUGAAAAAGGGAUGGUAAACUCAUUACGUGAACAGUUGGCGAAAAUAAGGAAUGAACUUAAUGAGCUACGUAUACAAUCUGAUAGCGAUAAAUGCCAGCUAAUUGGUCAAUUGGAUGAAAUCCAAGCAGAUCGAGACAAACACAUGCAAGAAUGUAUGGAAGUUAAAUCUCAACUGGCCAUAGCAGAAGAUAAAUUAGAUAAUUUACAUUCCCAUUUGAAUGACACUAACAGAAAACUAAAAGAAUCUGAUUCUAUAGCUGAACAUAUUCGAAAAGAAUUAAUGGAAACAAGAAGAAAUUUAAAUGAGACUAGCAUUGAAAAAGAGAAAUACCAAUUAUCCAACAGAGAGCUCCGAGAACAUAUUAAAAAGUCUGAAAUGGAUAAACGUGAACAAGGAAGAAGUUUAGAGGAAGCAAUUCAAAAGAUAACUUUAUUAGAUGACAAAUGUAGUCAGAUAGAAAGUGAACGCAUACGUUUAAGUGCUGAAUGUAAAGAAGCUUGCCGAAGACUCGAAGAAACGGAAAAAACUUGUAAAGCACUCCAGGAGGACCUACAGCGAGCAGCUAUAACUGGUGAAUCUCGUAGAAAUGAACAAAAACAACUCCAAACGAAACUAGAUGCAGAAUCAGAAGAACGAGAAAGGGCUUGUGAGCUUGUGCAGCAAUUAAGGAAAAAAGUAAACGAACUAGAAGGAAUUUUGGAUGGAUACGAACAAGAAGUUAUGCGUUUACGUCAUCGUGUAGAUGAAGAUGAAUUACGCUGGAAGAGUCGUGAACAGGAAUUAAUUGACCGGCUUGAAGAUGAAAUUAACCAUGAAAGGAAACUAGAAGACCAAAAACAUAAUCUGGAAGUUUGUUUGUCGGAUCAGAAUGCUCAGAUCCAAGACCUAAAAUGUAAAUUAAGUGCAGCAGAAGGUCGAUUACGAUCAUCUGAUACUCAGUAUGCUGAUUUAGAGCGAAAUAAACAUGAGGUAGAAAAUCGAUUGGGCACUAUAUGGUCUACGCUUAAACGUGUGGUGGGUAUGCAAGCAGAUGGAUCUGUAAGAAUAAGAAAAUGGAGUCCCAGUAGAGUGUUGGAUGGACCUUCUGAAUCUAUCCGUUCAGACGGUAAAAUGGUUGAUCCCGAAGUAAUUAAAAAAGGUGUACGCAAUUUAAUGCAACAGGUGGCACAAGUAGAUCGAGAAAAAGAUAAUUAUAAGUCUCAAAUAGCAAAUAUGAGUAGACAACUUGAAGAAAUUGAAGAUUUACGUAAAAAAACUGACAGCAAGCUUAACUCAACAAUCCAAUUAUUAAGGAGACUUCAAGACGAAAAAGUUGAAUUGGAAUCAAAACUUGGACAAAAACAGGCUAUAGUUUCUUCCCAAGCAGCAGAAAUAAAAGAUAAGGUAGAUGAGUUAAAGAAAAACAAAGAAUUGUUAAACAGCCAAGAAACCAUUAUGCAUGCUGACAAAAACGAAAAAAUUCAAUUGAAAGAGCGUUUGGAGAAGCUUAAAGUUCAUUUGAGCCAGUUAGAAGCAGAAAAAAGACAUUUGCAAGACGAACUAACUCUUACUGAAUCAAAAGCUACAAAAUUAGAAAUAAUAAGAAUAGGAAUAGACGGGGAUUUACAACGGCUACAAAUGAUGUUGCAGGAAAAAGAUGGCAUCAUACAAAAACUCGAAGAAAAGUGCGAAAGCCAUUCAAAAGCUACUGCUACACUCGAGGAAAGAUGCGUUUCGUUAAGUGCUGCGAUUGAGCGUCUGAAUGCUUCAUUAGCACAAGCUACUGCUAAUGAAUGUGAUUUAAAAGCUCAAAUCCAAGCACUCCAGAGGUCAUUGCACGAUGCUUCUAUUAGCUCUGCAUCCCACAGCGAUAAGUACAAACAGCUACAAAGAGCAUUACAAGCAUGUGAAAAUGAAAAAAAAAUCGCUUUAGAACGCCUGGAAAUAGCUCAGCACAAUUUAGCCGAUUGUCGUCGUGAUCAGCAAUCGGUCAACGAUUCUAUCUUAAGACUGCAACUGGACUUAGAAAACAAGGAAGUACAAAAAUCUCAUUUAGAAGCUCAACUCAGAGCGUUAGGAAACAAAUCAUUGCCAAGACAAUCAAACAAAGAUCUAUAUGACGAGAGUUCUGAUCUUAAAUUCAAGCUUCAAUCAUUAAAUGAUAAAGUUCGUUUGCUCGAGUCAGAAAAACGAAGUCUGGAAAAAAAGGCGCUCUCUAGGAGCAAAAGUUUUGAAAGGGUGGAUUAUGAUGGAAAAUACAGUCAUAGCGGUCGUUUUUAUGACGAACACCGAGAUUUAAAAAACAAAUGUGAUGAACUGGAAAGAAGGUUGUAUGAAAAAGAACAAGAAUUGAAAAAUUUAAAAAUGUCUGCUAUGGACUACUGUUCCAAUAUACCUGUAAAACAUACAGAUUUGGAGCGUUAUCGUGCUGGACAGUUGCAAGCUGAGCGAAUGUUAGAAGCGCGUGAGCAAUCGCACAGACAACAAAUACACAGAUUGGAGAAUCAAGUAGCAAUGUUGAGGGAUCAGUUGGCUGAAGAAACUAAAAGGCGUCAAGCGUACAUUAACAAAACAGCCAAAGCUAGUCGUGAGGCUAUGGCAUUGCGACAAGCUCUUGACAAAUCGUUAACUAAAAUAGCUCAAGAUCCUUCGCCCGACGCUACCUUAUUGAAACACGAAGCACGUACACUGCACCAUACAAUUCCACUGCCUAAAUAAAAUAUAUUACUACUAAUGACAAAAUGUAGCGAGUCAAUUUUGUGUGUAGUUUCUAUUUAUAUUAUAAUUACAGAGCACGAGAAAAUAUUUUACUUGUUAA
This is a messenger RNA of Adelges cooleyi (spruce gall adelgid), 6810 nucleotides long. It is a transcript of the gene Root, whose product is annotated as rootletin. The record is from RefSeq and is a predicted model, not a curated record. Lineage: Eukaryota; Metazoa; Arthropoda; Insecta; Hemiptera; Adelgidae. The transcript is spliced from 23 exons. Bases 837 to 6710 code for a protein of 1957 amino acids.